AUGCGUCGCCCAAGUGCUUUUGCCCUCCGCGGCUCAUACACCGUUGCGAGUGGUGGGACGCGGCGCAGCGUUGGGGCGACAACUCUCGCCGAUGUGUCGCAGCAGAUGCAGGACAACGACGUCUUUUUUGGGGAGGAGUACUACCUGAGCGACGAGGAGUGCCAGCUCCUCGCAGCACCCAUCGCUGAUUUUCUUUCACGCUGCACAAGUUAUGACAUGUUAGGCACCUCCACGCAGGUUGUCGUCAUUGACGUGGAUGCCGUACUGGCGGUGGCGUUUAUCGCCGCCCAGGAAACGCGACUCAACGCCUGUGUCUUGUGGGAUCCCAUUGCUCGCGUCUUUUGUGGUAUGAUGAGCUCCACCGAUUAUAUUGAUAUCUUGUUGUACUCCCAUGACCACCCCGAUGAGGCAGAGCAGCUUUCACGUUACACAAUACGACAGUGGCGGGAAAAGCGACGCGGCGCAGCGGGCACUAAUACUGAAGAUUUCUCAUCGUCGCUUCCAGCCCCUGUAUUUGUUACCUGCGCCCCGGAUACACCAUUGAAUAAGUGCCUGCAGCGGCUGCUGCAUCAUCGUGCUCGCCGAAUCGCUGUGCUCGCGCACAAGGAGGCCGAUGACGUGAGUGUGUUAGCCGUACUGGAUCUGCAGCAGAUUCUUGUGUACCUCGGUGCCGUUUUUCUGUCUAUUGAGGCGGCAGGUGGUGGACGCCGUGGCGUGGAAGGGGCAGCGGGGGUGGAUGCCGUGAACUCCUCCGUAGUUGUUCCUACUGGUGUUGCCGCUGGUGAUAGUCGCGCGGAUGGUGUUGACCCCGUUGAUUUUGCGGUUUUGUUUGGUGAAGUGGUGCUGCCGCCGCAUGUUCGCAACCUUCUCUCGGCCCCCACGGAUGUGGAGGGGGAGAAUCCGCUGAUGGAGUUUGGAAAGGAGCCGCGGGUGGGGCCAUACCGUGCCAUAUUUGACGUUCCCUUCUGCUACAUUCCGCAACUAGGGAGAAAUCGGAACCACACCAUCUCCGUCACACUUGACUCCCCGCUGCUGGAGGCCCUGCGGCUCAUGCUGCAACACAAUAUUGAUAGCAUCGCGGUGGUGUCGGAGGAGGGCAUCAUCGUGGAUGUCAUUGACCGUAGCGACGUUGUCCGCAUCGAGGAUCAAGGCGUGUACGACAUGAAACUCACCGUUCGCGAGGCCCUUGGGGGCAUGGUGACUGAAAAGAUCUGCGUCUUCCACGCCAAGGACGCACUGCGGGACAUCUUCGUUCACUUCGUGCGGCAGCGGGUGAAGGAGCUGUUUCUCGUAGACCCGGACACCGACAAACUGAUGGGUCAGCUGAACAUCGCCGAGGUGGUGUUCUUCCUGGUGUUUGGCGUCACCACGACUAACACCACGGCGGACGACCGCAGUAGGCUAAGCACAGCCUCGUCCUCCCUAUCCUCCCUCCGCCCCGCUACGUCCAGUGCUACACGUGUGGUUGCCGCCACCACCUCAGACACUUCACAGAGGUAG
This is a messenger RNA of Trypanosoma rangeli, 1500 nucleotides long. Its product is annotated as conserved CBS domain protein. NCBI's taxonomy places the organism in Eukaryota, Euglenozoa, Kinetoplastea, Trypanosomatida, Trypanosomatidae. The coding region runs from base 1 to 1500 and encodes 499 amino acids. The transcript has a single exon. The record is from RefSeq and is a predicted model, not a curated record.